CAUAUCUGACACCAGUGGAGCAGAGGGAAAACUCACACUUGCACAUAUUUGUGUUGCUGGAAGCUGAGAAUAUGCCAAGGACUUCCUGAACACUUCAACUGCUCUGACUUCACAAGUUCAUUGCCGAAUCAAGUGUUUGCUAAACCUCUGGGCAACUUAAAAUGAAGCAAUAUUCAACCUUGCAAGGAUUAAAAGCAAUAAGAGGGUAUGAGAAGCAGAGGAACAUUCUACAGACAGACAACACUCAAACCCAAGAGAAAAUCUGACCUGGUCCCCAUCAAGGUCUUCUGUCUCUGCAGUGAUGAAGGACCGCAUGGAGGAGCUGCGUCAGCGGAUGAAGGCCAGCGAGAAGGUGCUGGACAACAACCCCUUCAGUGAGGAGGAGGAGGACAUGGACCCGUCCUCGCUGAUAGGCCUGCAGGCCGUGAUCUUCGAGGCAGAGCCCGUCCAGGACAGCUUCCUGAAGGAGGCUCAGAGCAUUCACAACAGCAUCGAGGAGCUCAACUCUGAAGUCCGUAAGUUCGGUCAGCAGCAGAGAAACUUUAUGGCCACUAUCAGGCGAUUCAGCACCAUGAAAAAGGAGAGCAGCGUGACGCGAGACAUCAAGUUGAUGGCUGAGAGCCUGCAUAAAAGAUUAAAUGCGCUUUCCAAGAAGGCUAAGCAAACCGAGGCCGAGCUAGGCCCGGACGUGGCCACGUCCCGUAUCCAGAAGGCCCAGCACGCAGCCCUCUUUCACCAGUUCCAGCAGGUAAUGCGCCAACACAAUGACGCGAUCCUAAACAAGCAGCACAAAUGCAAGCAGUUCAUCAUCCGGCAGUUGGAGGUAUCGGGCCGCGAGGUGUCCGAAGACGAGGUGGACGACAUGAUCGAGCAGGGCAAGUGGGAGAUCUUCAAUGAGAACAUCAUAGUGGAUGCAAAGAUCACCCGAACGCAGCUCUCAGAGAUCGAGCAGCGCCACAAAGAGCUCCUGAACCUGGAGAGCAACAUGAAGGACCUGCGAGAUCUCUUUCUGGAAGUGUUCAUGCUGGUGGAAGAGCAAGGCCAUCAGAUCGAGAACAUACAAGCCAAUGUGGAGAAGACGCAAGACUAUGUAGCGGUCACGAAGGAGAAGUUCAAAACGGCGGCGAGAUACAAGAAGAAGAACCCUCUCAGAAGACUGUGCUGUUGUUGCUGUCCUUGGUUCAGAUAGCAGGGCAAGGCUGGCAGAAUGAACUAUGGGAACGUUUCUCAUUUGCUGUUCUCUCAAGGGCCGAGCACACUAACUGCAGACACUGACCUCUGUCUGAUGAUGAUAAAAACCAAGGGCACAAAGCACUUUUGGACAAUAUUAAAACAGGAAGGCUUCAUAGCAAUGGAGACAGUUGGGUGUUGACAUGGAAUAUGAAUGCUUAUAUAAAGAUUUCACAAAAGGUUA
This is a messenger RNA of Carassius gibelio (silver crucian carp), 1414 nucleotides long. Its product is annotated as syntaxin-19-like. Gene Ontology annotation, biological process: intracellular protein transport; exocytosis; synaptic vesicle fusion to presynaptic active zone membrane. Gene Ontology annotation, cellular component: SNARE complex; presynaptic active zone membrane; plasma membrane. The record is from RefSeq and is a predicted model, not a curated record. The coding region runs from base 302 to 1189 and encodes 295 amino acids. Gene Ontology annotation, molecular function: SNARE binding; SNAP receptor activity. The transcript has 2 exons. NCBI's taxonomy places the organism in Eukaryota, Metazoa, Chordata, Actinopteri, Cypriniformes, Cyprinidae.